AUGGCCUCAGCUGCUGCUGCUGUUGCUCCCGCUCCUCAGCCUCACAGCCCUACCAUCCUCAAUGCAUCCGGUCCUCCCCCUGGACACUCCGUCACAGCCGGGAACCUCCAGACCUUUAUCCUGCCUGACAAAGUCUCCGACACCGAAGCAAACCAUAAACAUGACACCCGAGCAGCAUUCACUUUACAAAAGUGCCAAUUACGCUAUCAGACUUACUCUGGCUACAUUGCCAGUGGUGAGGAGCUGACUGACGGCAUUGCUGACUACAGCGAGAUCUUUACUGUGACCAAAGAUCUUGAACUUGAUGAGCCGAGGGUCGUUGCGAAAUGGCCGUGUCAUGGUCGGUGCCCUUGGCCUGAUUAUGAGAUGCAGAACCCCAUGCAUCGUUACAUGCAGAGUCUGGGGGGCGUGGGAGAAACGCUCUUGCAGCUCACUGAACUGGGGCUUGGUGUACCUCAAGGGUCGCUUACCAACUACACCGAAGAUGGGUGGCAUCACCUGAGGAUUCUCCGGCAUGGCAGCUUUCCUGCCAUCAAUAAAACUAAUGGCAAGGGCAAAGAAGGAAGAGGCAUUGGGUCUCACACUGACUACGGACUUCUUGUCAUUGCGGCAGCUGAUGAUGUCGGAGGCAAGUACUCGACGCAUUUCUCGCUGAUAUCUCGUGACUAA
Messenger RNA from Fusarium mangiferae, 669 nucleotides. RefSeq lists its product as uncharacterized. The transcript has 4 exons. The record is from RefSeq and is a predicted model, not a curated record. Bases 1 to 669 code for a protein of 222 amino acids. NCBI's taxonomy places the organism in Eukaryota, Fungi, Ascomycota, Sordariomycetes, Hypocreales, Nectriaceae.